UUAUAUUGACCGAUCCGUUGUUACCGGCAUUAACGAUGACCCUUCACGGGUUACAUCCCACGCUUCAGCCAUGUACAAACGUAUUCAUUACUAUGGGAAGUUAGGUGCUCCCUCAGAACAGACUUUGGUUGCCCCUGAUCAUGUCAUCCCAGCACCUGAAGAGAUCUAUGUUUACAGUCCGCUUGGAAGUGCCUUUAAAAUUGUCGGAGGAGACAACUCGGAGAAGAACUCCAGCAUUGUUACAAUAUUUAUGAUCUGGAAUACCAUGAUGGGAACAUCAAUACUCAGUAUUCCCUGGGGUAUAAAACAGGCUGGAUUCACUACUGGAGUUGUUAUAAUCUUCUUGAUGGGCCUUUUAACACUUUACUGCUGCUUCAGAGUUUUGAAAUCACGAGGGAACAUAUCUUCUACUGACACCUCAAGCUGGGAGUUUCCAGAUGUCUGCCAGUACUAUUUUGGCUCAUUUGGACGGUGGUCCAGCCUCCUGUUUUCUCUGGUGUCUCUUGUUGGAGCAAUGAUUGUCUAUUGGGUGCUAAUGUCCAACUUUCUAUUUAAUACUGGAAAAUUUAUUUAUAAUUCUGUAAAUCAUGUCAACGUUACGGAGCUGGGACUAAGUACAAACGGUAGUGAUAAAGUUAUUUGCCCAAAUAAUCAAGAUUCCACACCAUCAAAUGAAACAGUGGAUUUCGUUUUUGGAAAUAGUACAGGAUUCACGGUAUUCCAGACGUGGUGGAGUAAAACAAAUACUGUUCCACUUUAUCUGAUCUUCAUACUUCUGCCGCUUCUCAACUUCCGAUCGCCAUCCUUUUUUGCCAAAUUCAACGUCUUAGGCACCACAUCUGUACUAUACCUGGUAUCACUAAUUACAUAUAAAGCUGCUCGCAUUGGAUUCCACUUUGACUUUCAAUGGGAUGAACUCCAAAAAUAUUUUGUUCCUGAAUUUAGGUUAUCGUUUCCGCAAUUAACUGGAAUCCUGACACUUGCUUUCUUCAUUCACAACUGUAUCAUCACGCUGCUAAAGAACAACAGGAACCCUGAAAAUAAUGUCAGAGACCUCUCAGUUGCCUAUCUGCUGGUUGGAUUAACAUAUAUGUAUGUAGGCAUCAUGAUAUUUGGCUUAUUUCCUUCCCCUCCGCUGGAUAAAGAAUGCAUUCAAGAAAACUUUCUAGAUAAUUUUCCCAGCAAUGACAUCCUGUCAUUUAUCGCAAGAAUAUUCUUACUGUUUCAAAUGAUGACAGUGUACCCACUGCUGGGAUAUCUGGUUAGAGUACAACUCUUGGGACAUAUCUUUGGAAACACCUAUCCAAGUUUUCUACAUGUUCUGGGAUUAAACAUAGCUGUUGUUGCUGUGGGAGUUGUCAUGGCGAAAUUCUACCCCAACAUCGGCGGAAUUAUUAGGUUUUCCGGAGCUGCCUGCGGCCUCGCGUUUGUCUUUGUAUACCCUUGUUUGAUCCAUAUGAUCGCUCUUUAUCGCAACCAGCGACUCACGUGGUAUUCUGCUGUCAUACAUAUCUCUAUCAUCAUACUAGGUGUUGGGAACCUCGUUGCACAGUUUCUCAUAUAAAGCUCAGUGUAUACAUCUGCACCAACAGCUGCUAUAUCUACAGAGACGUCACUAGAAGAAGAAGAAUGCAGUUACAUAACAUGACCUGUUCCAGCACAAGAAAACACUAUGAAAGAGAUCACUCUGUGCUCUAUAUGCUUUUCCUGGUGACAGAUGUCACACAUUGCAGUCCAUUCCUCAGUAUUGUUACUGUGCGUGUGUGUAAAGGG
Messenger RNA from Nanorana parkeri, 1773 nucleotides. It is a transcript of the gene SLC38A9, whose product is annotated as solute carrier family 38 member 9. Lineage: Eukaryota; Metazoa; Chordata; Amphibia; Anura; Dicroglossidae. The transcript has 13 exons. Gene Ontology annotation, molecular function: amino acid transmembrane transporter activity. The record is from RefSeq and is a predicted model, not a curated record. Gene Ontology annotation, biological process: amino acid transmembrane transport. The coding region runs from base 71 to 1564 and encodes 497 amino acids.